AUGGCUGAGGGAGACGUGCAACCGCUGACCGAAUCGGAGAUCAACAAUUUCCUGGACGACCUGGACCACAACAAAGAUGGCUUCAUCGACUACAGUGAAGUAGAGCAGAAGCUCGACGCCGUGUACGACGAGCUCGUCCAGGGGACACCACAAGCCCACCACCGUCUACACCGGCAACAUGCCAGCAGCAGCAGCGAACACAACACGAAGCAGGACCAUGACCGCCACGCCUUCCUACGCAGCGUCAUCGGCUCCGACAAGAACAAGAUCCCGCGCGCCGACUUUGCCGCCCGGGUGCGCGAGUGGGGGAUCCCGUCGAUGCAGCAGGACAGCGAGGCCGACGAGUCCCAGAAGGCGUACAUGCGGUCUCUGGGGAUAUGGCGGCGGCUGAGGUCGUACUGGGCCGUCCACGGGCCCGAGGUUGCCUUCCUGUGCCUGGUGGUCUCGCUGCAGAUUGCCUUUGGCGUGUGGCAGUGCGUCAAGUACGCGUCGACGCCCGAGUAUCAGGCCGCGUUCGGGUGGGGUGUCGUCCUCGCCAAGACGUGCGCCGGCGCGCUGUACCCGACCUUCUUCUUUGUCGUCCUGAGCAUGUCGCGGUACUUCUCGACCUUCAUGCGCAAGUGGUACUACGUCAGCCGCUUCAUCAACUGGGACCUGGGACAGAGCUUCCACAUCAAGAUGUCCUGCGUCGCGCUGGCGCUGGCCACGCUGCAUGCGAUUGGCCAUCUGAGCGGAACCUUCAACUGGGGGAGUCGGCAGAGUAGGGAGGAGGCGGUAGCCCUCCUCCUGGGCCCGGAUGCUGUCCCGAGGCCCUACGUGAGAUAUGUGAGGUCUUUGCCCGGUUGGACAGGCCUCACGGCUCUGGGACUGUUCUAUCUCCUUGCACUUCUCAGCAUGCCCGCGGUUCGGAAGUGGAACUACGAGGUGUUCCAGCUCGGACAUCUGCUCAUGUUCCCCAUCAUCGGCCUGAUGAUGGCGCAUGGCACGGCCGCACUCUUGCAGUGGCCAAUGUUCGGGUACUGGCUCGCUUUCCCGACUCUCCUGGUGCUGGUGGAGCGAGUCACCCGGGUCGCUGUUGGGUUCCACCGCAUCGCGGCCACUCUCACCGUCCUGGACAGCGAGACCGUCGAAGUCAAGGCCACCAUCCCGAGUGAGCGGCUCUGGAAGUACCAGGCUGGACAGUAUGUCUUUUUGCAGGUGCCCGAGCUUGGAAACUUCCAGUGGCACCCGUUCACUGUGUCCAUCUGCGUGGGAAAAGAGAUGCGUCUGCACAUCAAGACCGACGGAAACUGGACCGGGAGGCUUCGAAAGCUGGCCGGAGAAAAUGGCAGAGCCGACAUCAAGAUCGGGAUCAACGGGCCGUUUGGCGCACCAGCUCAGCGCUUCUACGAUUUCAGCCAUACCAUUGUCAACGAGAAAGAAUCAUUGAGCGGCGCUGCCAAAGCAGACGCAACUCCUCUCCAGCACCAGGCUGAUUCCAGCCAGACAACCUUGGCCAAUGAGAAAUCCAAAUUUGCAGAUGACUACCGGCGUGUAGACUUCCACUGGAUGGUUCGGGAUAGGAAUCAUCUCCUGUGGCUCUCGGAUCUGCUAAACGAGGUCAGCCGCAGCCAGAAAUGGCACGCAAACCACGACAGCGCGCAGCAUCUCGAUAUCAGGAUCUCCACACAUGUCACGCAGAAGCGCAAGAGCAUCUCCACCCAUGUCUACCGUUGGCUCCUCGAGAUGCACCGCACACCCGAGCACCCGGAGAGCCCGCUCACGGGGCUGAUCAACCCGUCUCAUUUCGGCCGGCCAGACUUCACCAGCAUCCUCGAUGCGCAUUAUGAGGAGAUGUUGAAGUACAAGGCUGUGCUAAACGAGAAAGACCCUAGGCGGUGGAGCGACGAGGAGUUCAAGGUCGGUGUCUUCUUCUGCGGGACGCCUAUCGUGGGUGAGAUGCUGGCGGACCGCUGUCGGCUCCUGAGCGCGAGGGGGCGUAAUGAUUCCAGCAAAAUUGAAUAUCACUUCAUGAUGGAGGUAUUCGGGUAA
This is a messenger RNA of Diaporthe batatas, 2031 nucleotides long. RefSeq lists its product as uncharacterized. The record is from RefSeq and is a predicted model, not a curated record. Lineage: Eukaryota; Fungi; Ascomycota; Sordariomycetes; Diaporthales; Diaporthaceae. Gene Ontology annotation, cellular component: plasma membrane; NADPH oxidase complex. The transcript is spliced from 2 exons. Gene Ontology annotation, biological process: defense response; superoxide anion generation. Gene Ontology annotation, molecular function: superoxide-generating NAD(P)H oxidase activity; calcium ion binding. Bases 1 to 2031 code for a protein of 676 amino acids.